AGCGACCCCGGGCUGAUCCAGCUCUGAAGCCCUGUCCGCUGGCAUCAUGAGCGGCCGUAGUAGGGGUCGAAGGUCUUCCCGCGCCAAAGGCCGGGGCAAAGGCCGAGCCAGACCCCGGGUCCGCGCCGCCGAGGACGACUCCUGGCGUGAUGCGAAGUCGCCAGAAGACCCUCAGCUCGAGGAGGAGGACGACGCGGCCGAGCAGGUGCAGGCCGGAGCUGCCCAGGGAGGCUCGGGAGCAGCCGAGCUUGGGGACGACGCGGCCCGCCGCCUCCCGCUGGACUGCGGCCUGGCGCUGCGGGCACGGGCUGCGGACGAGCGCGGGCUGGCGGCCCCUGACCCUGACCUGGAGAGGGCCGCAUCCAUCGCCGAGCGCCUGACCUCUGACACCGAAUUCGUGGGAACCGUGGGGGCCUUGGCGAGGCUGCGGCACGGCUCCCGCCUUGGAAAUCGGCGAGUCCCCGGGAGGAAGGCCGCGGGGAGGGGACCUCAGGCCACAGUCAGUGGGAAACCAAAGAUGGGCUCCGCGGGGCCAUGCGUCGCUGUCCCUGUGGGGGAGGAGAGGAAGGUGGCAGAGAAGCAUGCUGGGUCAGGGUCCUCCGUGACAGUAGGCAGCAUGGAUACCCUGGAGACGGUCCAGCUAAAGCUGGAGACCAUGAAUGCACAGGCCGACAGGGCCUAUCUCAGGCUCUCUCGCAAGUUUGGCCAGUUGCGACUUCACCAUUUAGAGCGCCGGAACCUCCUUAUCCAGAGCAUUCCCGGCUUCUGGGGGCAAGCUUUUCAGAAUCACCCCCAGCUGUCAUCUUUCCUGAAUACCAAAGAUAAGGAGGUAUUGAGCUACUUGAACCGACUGGAGGUGGAAGAGCUUGGCCUUGCUAGACUGGGCUACAAAAUCAAGUUCUAUUUUGGCCGAAACCCCUAUUUCCAAAAUAAGGUUCUCGUCAAGGAAUAUGGGUGUGGUCCCUCUGGUCAAGUGGUGUCUCGCUCGGCUCCAAUCCAGUGGCUCCCAGGUCAUGAUCUACAGUCCUUAAGCAAUGAAAACCCAGAAAAUAAUGGUAGCUUCUUUGGGUGGUUUUCAAAUCACGGCUCCAUUGAGUCCGACAAGAUUGUUGAGAUAAUCAACGAGGACCUGUGGCCCAAUCCUCUACAGUACUACCUGAUCAGCGAAGAAGCCCGUGGAGAGAAAGGAAAGGAAGAAAGGCCUGGUCCAACAAAGCAGCCCGCGGAGACGGCUGAGCCUAGGGUGAAGCAGCCCAAGUGAUGCUGCGGAGAUCUCCCUCCUGCCUCCUGCUGUCAGGCUGGCCACCCGGGCUUGGUUGUCAGCCUUGUGUUCAUGCCAUCUCAUAAGAUGUACACGGUCGCCAUCUUGAACUUUUCAAGAACGUGGCGUUUGUGAUCACGCUCUUUGCUUCCCCAUGGCCUCAGCUUGACACGAGUGUCACAUGAUGUGUGAUCUCAUGCUCACUGCUUGUAUAUUAAGCACUUAAGACGUGCGCAGCGUUACACGACCCAGUUCCCGUUCGUAGCGCUGGUCCUCCCCACCGGUCUUUCACGUGGACGUUCUGAGUCAUUGUCCAGACAGAUACUCAAGCUGCGCUACUUCGUGACCAGCCAGCGGGGCUUUGUCUUCAUUUUAGCCAUGCAUGUUAUCAAUGGCAAGAUUUUCUGUUGCCAUCACAAGAUGAAGCCAGUGCACGUGGCAUUGGCCAUCAGCCUCAUUUUAUUCUGUGGCUCUGGGGACAGUGACCAAGGUUCUUCCUAUUUUAUUUCCAGCCUCAGCCUAGGGUCCAGCAGACUCCUGGGUGUGGAUGAGGUCAAGGGCAAGCAGGAGUAAAUUCACGUCCUGCAUCUCUUCUUGCCUCUGGGCCACGCUACUAGCGAACCUUCGUCAAAGCCUGGCGUGCCUGUUCACAGUCAGCCCUGUGACUGUUGGCUCCUGGCUCCAGCUGACUUGUUCAUGAAAGACCGCGAGAACUGUCUGUCGCCCCAGGCACCCUCCUCCUAGUGCAUGCGCUACAAACCUACUCCCUCCAGACUUUAGGAACCCUCCUGGUGGGCAACCUGGUAUUUGUGAGCAUACGCUUGUUGCUGUCGUGUUGUGAGCCCUGAGGAGGGUAGGGCUUUGGACCAUAGCAUUAUCAACUAGGAAUCUGUGUCAACUUUCCUUAUUCCUUGCUAAGAUGGGACAAGAAUACUUCAAUGGAAUGCUAGGAAGAGGGAUUUUUCAUUUGUAUGCCUGUGUUUGCUUCAUACCUCCAUGCAACUUAGUCUUCUUCCCUAUCUGCCUACCUCCUGAUCCUUCCUACUCUUCCUCAUCCCCCACAACCCCUGCCACCCACGUUUAAAAUAGCAUCACGAAGCUCAGACAGAGAACAUCAUCAACCAGGCUUUUCUUUAUACAGCUAGGAGGUAGGUAGGGACUUUCUCUGCACACUCAUGUAAGUAGGCUGAGAUAAAAAAAAAAAAAAAAACCAGAAGGCCUCAAGAGGAUCUCUGGUCAGAUCUGGGUCCUGAAUCCUGGACUCACUCUGUUGUUCUAAAGUUGUAUACAGCUGCUAGAAUUAGAAACCCUAAGGCAGCAGUGUUGUGGUCUCCAGUUUUGUCUUCUGUGUGUUCCUUCUAUGACCCAGGGGCUUCCUAAUGUCUCCAUUGGUGGCCUGUGCAACUGGGAUCCUCAGCCCCCAGCUUUCCCACUCAACAGUCCUUGGCUGCCUUUGCUUCUUAGCGCAAAUAAACUGACUAUGGGGGAUCCCUAGGUGUUCCCAGGGACAGGCACAGGUGGAACCUGUUCUAGACAUUGCUGGUAAGUGUACAGACUGAGCUGGGCCCCCUUGUCCAGGCUUGCCUGUGUCCCGACUUGCCUUGUGUGUAAAGUAGAGUUCUCUAAGCCAGUCCUUCCUCAAAGCCACAUUAUGCUUUGAAGGACUUCAUCCUAACCUCUGCAAGGGGUCCUUGACUGAGUGGUCAGGGGAUGAUAGGCAGGGAAAUCAGGCCAACAAGAAUAGGUAUGAGCCGGGUAUGGAGUGGACCAGUAGAAAGUUGGCAGAAAUGGCUCGUGAGGCUGCAGAGUAGUCUCGGCGAUGGAGGUGACAGGAGAGACCUUACUCAGGGUUGGGAAGGGAGAACUAAAGGGGUUGUUAGCAAGUAUGACGCUUGGGCAAGGAUGGAUCCAGAGGUCUGGACAAUCUUUAUCAUCGUUAGUGAGGUUUUCUUCUUUUUGUAGUCACAGAAAGAAACCAAAAACAAUGUUACUGUGUUGGAUGUUUUCUGUCCAGGUGCAGCCUUGUAUGUGUGGAAGAUGACGCUAUAUGCUAUGUAUUUAGCCUCUAAGUAAAAUCUACCACUUUCUGUAGUUUUGCCUAAUGUGGAAAAUAGAGCUGUACAAAUUGGCUUUAAAAUACUGUUUGCUCUUUGUUAUGUAAAUUCUAUAAACAGGUGUAGGAAGUGGUCCUUGGACCCCGUGUGCCUUCUGUCUCGCAGCAUCCAACAUUGGCUCUGAGCAACCGAGCUUCACCUGUAGCUCCUCUUCCUCCUGCAUUGUUUAUUGAAGUCCAAGGUUCUGAGCCUAUGCAGUCAGGUGCACUUUGGGAGAUUGGGACUCUGGUGUUGAUAGUUGCGGGGUGCACUCUGAUGAUCACAGCAAGUCGGCUUCUGUCCCUUUUGUGUAAAUUAAUGAUUUUCCAGAUGUGGGCCUCAUAAAUGUGUCUUCAAAAUUAGUGAAACUCAGAGGUGAUGAGGAUAUUCUGCUCUCCCCCACAUCAACAAAGGAAGAGGCCACUCUUGUAAAUCCGUCUAAGACUGUGAUGUGAGGUACCCUUCACUGUGUCAGUCUGUCCUCCUGUGUAACAUAGGCACUUGUAUGAACUGUUAUGGUUGCUGUGUUCUGUGAAAAUAACCUCUCCAACAUAAUCCUUUACUGGCUGUUGUAGUUGAUAUUUGAUACCCUGGUAAUAAUGCGAUAUUUCCCUGUUCCUAAGCAGCAUAAAGAUUUGCAAGUGUGCAUGUAUGGUGGAAAAAUAGUAAUAAAAAUUCUUGUGUUACUGUUCUAUUUCA
Molecule: messenger RNA, 4053 nt
Organism: Alexandromys fortis (reed vole)
Lineage: Eukaryota; Metazoa; Chordata; Mammalia; Rodentia; Cricetidae
Gene: Tspyl5
Product: TSPY like 5
Exons: 1
Coding region: 47-1261 (404 amino acids)
Biological process (GO): nucleosome assembly
Cellular component (GO): chromatin; nucleus
Molecular function (GO): chromatin binding; histone binding
Source: RefSeq, a predicted model, not a curated record